Molecule: messenger RNA, 348 nt
Organism: Paramecium sonneborni
Lineage: Eukaryota; Ciliophora; Oligohymenophorea; Peniculida; Parameciidae
Source: the annotation of a GenBank genome assembly
GUUAAAUAUCGAUAGAAUUAGUCUCAUUGAAUGGUGCUACAAUAAGUGAUAUAUAUUCAGAUAGAAGAUUUAUGCCUGAUUAAAAUAUUCCAAAAACUUAAAACAGAGAGUAGAUAAAUAUUCUUUUUGUCUUAUUUUUCCAGAAUUAGGAUUAACCUACUUAAUUUAGAGGCAUAGUACUUUCUAAACACUUAUUCUUUUCAUUUAGUAUAGAAUUUAGAGUAUCUUGUUUACUUGAUGAUGCAAAUAAAGUAAUAGUACACAUGUGAGAAGAUGAGAUGAUAGUCAAAGAAUAAGAAUUAUAAAAUAGAAAAUGUAAAUAAGACGUGUAUUCUUAAAUUAAAUGAC